CUAAGAUUUGCUUUAUAGUUUUAGUUAAAAGCAAAAAUUAAUAUUAAAUGACAGUGCACAGUAAUGAAACCGGUAUCUGUUUAGUAAUGAAUGCCGUUUCAACUCACCUUGCCACCUCGUCGCCCAACACGCCUCCAACCAACGCUCCGCAGAGUCCGCCCUCGACGCUGCCCACGCUCGCCUGUCCCGCCGCCCAGCCGCUGAGUGCACCGGGAAUCGCCGGGCCAGGACACAGUGGCAUGGUGACCUCGACGGUGCCGCCGGGCGCUCGCUCCACCUCGCCGUGUGGCCCAUCCGCCGGCCUGCCCGCCCUCUCGCUGGUGGGCGCCCCGCCACCGGGACCACACUCCUCCGCUCCCGGAGGAGCACCGGCGCCCGGAGCGGGCAACCCGCCCAACCGCUGCUGUGAUACGGGUCGCACCAUCUACACGGAUCCGGUCAGCGGCCAGACGAUCUGCUCCUGCCAGUACGACAUGCUCAACUACCAGCGACUAGCCGCCGCCGGCGGAGUUCCGCUCGGCGUCUAUCCGGAGGGCAUGUCCGCCUACCUCUCCGGGAUUGCGGCGGAUCAGCCGCCGUUCUACGCCAAUCCGGCUGGCAUCGAUCUGAAGGAGAACCUGGUGGCCGGAGCAUCGCCCUGGCCAUAUCCAUCCAUGUAUCAUCCAUAUGACGCGGCCUUCGCCGGCUAUCCGUUCAACAGCUAUGGCAUGGAUUUGAAUGGGGCCAGAAGGAAGAACGCCACCCGCGAGACCACCUCCACGUUGAAGGCCUGGUUGAAUGAGCACAAGAAGAACCCGUAUCCCACCAAGGGCGAGAAAAUAAUGCUGGCCAUUAUCACCAAGAUGACGCUGACGCAGGUGUCCACGUGGUUCGCCAACGCGAGAAGAAGACUGAAAAAGGAGAACAAGAUGACCUGGGAGCCCAGGAAUCGCGUCGACGACGAUGACGCCAAUAUCGACGAUGACGAUGAUAAGAACACCGAGGAUAACGAUCUGCUAGACGCCAAGGACUCCGGCGUUGGUUCCACGGACGACAAGGAUCGUUCCGGUCGCCUUGGCGACAUGAUGACCGACCGUCCCGGCGAGAGCAACAACAGCGAGUGGUCCGAGUCCCGGCCAGGAUCGCCCAAUGGAUCACCGGACCUGUACGACCGCCCCGGCAGCAUGCCGCCGGGCGCCCACCCACUCUUCCAUCCCGCCGCCCUGCACCACCACUUCCGGCCACCGGCGGGAUCCCCGCCAGACAUCGCCGCCUACCAUCACCACCAGCAGCAGCUGCUGCAGCAGCACCAGCAGGCGCAGCAGAACUCGCUGCAGACCGCAGUGGGGGGCACCGCGAAGCCAAGGAUCUGGUCGCUGGCCGACAUGGCCUCCAAGGACAGCAAGGAUUCGAGCUCCGGCGCCAAGGAUAACCACCCAGAGCUACCGCCUGCGCAUCCCGGCUUCUAUGGACACCCCGGCCAGCAGCCCUCGCCCGGCAAGAUUCUAUCGCCCCUCGCAGCAAGGAUUCCCAACUAUUCACCCUAUGUCCGCCCGGACUUGUAUCGUGGCUUCUACGGACCAGCUGCAGCGCAUCUGAGUGCUCCCACGCAGGAAUUCCUCGAGCAUCAGCGCACAUUCGGUGCCAGCUUGGCGGCCCACAAUGGACCGCUGGGCAUGAAUCCGUUGCUGUGGAAGGCGGCCGUAUCCGGAGCCGCCAAUGGACCCCACUUUGCGCCGCUCAGUCUGACCACCUCGGGUGGAUCGAGUGGAGGACAGCAGGUGGCACCGCCGCCAGUCGCCUCGCCCUCCGCCUCCAGUUCGUCCUCGUCGAUGGGCUGCGAUGUGGUGCACAUACCCACGAGCAGCGGACAAUCGGCUGCGCAGCACAUGAUGGGACCAAUAUCCAGCAACUCCACCGCCUCGUCAUCCAGUUCGCACUCCGGCAAGAUAUCGCCCGGCGUGAAUGUGACCUCGCUGAGUGCAAAGCCAUGACAUCCAUCGGCGGCAUCUCCGGAUCCGGAACUGGGUGCGGCCCCAAUUGCCUCGCCCAUCUCCGCCUUCCGCUCGCUGAUCGCCUUCCGGGAGCAGCAGAAGCUCACGCUCCUGCGACCGUAGUCACUCCCAUUUUCGAAACCCAUUUCGCUUUCGAUUUCGAUUCCGAUUCAGAUACAGAUUUCGAGGCCCGGGCUUGAAAGGUAUAAUUACACUUUCGGACAAUAAUUUACAAUGUGAUUAUUCGGUAUUUUGAUUAACGCCGCUUAUACCAAAUAGCAAGCAAACGACAAACAAAUAUAACCAGCUGAAACGCAGCGGUUACCCUUUGGCAUGGGCCCCCAAAACAAAAAUUGAUUGAAAACACUGCAAAAAAAAAGUUUGAAGGUGCAAACAAUUCGACAAGAACAAAAAAAAAGUGAAACACACCCAACCCGCUGCCCCAGACGUUGUGCAAUUUUGUGGAGAAGAUAAUCCAAAAACCAUUCGA
Drosophila mauritiana is the source of this 2463-nucleotide messenger RNA. It is a transcript of the gene mirr, whose product is annotated as homeobox protein caupolican. The record is from RefSeq and is a predicted model, not a curated record. The transcript has 5 exons. The coding region runs from base 48 to 1973 and encodes 641 amino acids. Gene Ontology annotation, biological process: regulation of transcription by RNA polymerase II; cell development; neuron differentiation. Lineage: Eukaryota; Metazoa; Arthropoda; Insecta; Diptera; Drosophilidae. Gene Ontology annotation, cellular component: nucleus. Gene Ontology annotation, molecular function: RNA polymerase II cis-regulatory region sequence-specific DNA binding; DNA-binding transcription factor activity, RNA polymerase II-specific.